GAGUCAGAAGAUAUCGAGUACUCGGACGAGCAGCUUGACUCUCUCGUUAUCGGCGACAACAAAGUAUACGAACACAAGACACUUCAUGCCCAUUACACAACCUACGACCUCCGCCGCGAGUCUGAUACAAUAAACCCCCGAUCUCGUGCUGACAUCAUGGUGCUGUCACAGGACAAGCCAGACGAAGAGGACGCUCAUCCAUACUGGUAUGCCCGUGUUCUCUACAUUUUCCACGUCAAUGUUCGUUUCCGUGGCGAGGCUCCAUCAAAAUCUCGCCGGCUCGAUGUGUUACUUGUACGUUGGUUGCAACGAGACCCUAGGUUCCCAUGUGGCUUUGAAGCCCGUCGUCUCCCUCGCAUAUCAUUCUAUCCACUCGGUACAUCAUCAUGCUGGGAUUUCAUCGACCCUGCCACUGUUGUCCGUGCUGCCCAUUUCCUCCCUGUGUCUCAAUAUGGU
Coniophora puteana RWD-64-598 SS2 is the source of this 456-nucleotide messenger RNA. RefSeq lists its product as uncharacterized. The transcript has a single exon. The annotation marks the transcript as partial. The record is from RefSeq and is a predicted model, not a curated record. NCBI's taxonomy places the organism in Eukaryota, Fungi, Basidiomycota, Agaricomycetes, Boletales, Coniophoraceae.